This is a messenger RNA of Tinamus guttatus (white-throated tinamou), 4267 nucleotides long. NCBI's taxonomy places the organism in Eukaryota, Metazoa, Chordata, Aves, Tinamiformes, Tinamidae. The record is from RefSeq and is a predicted model, not a curated record.
CGCCGGGAGCGCCAGGCCGUAGGCGCAGCCACCGCCGUGGACCCGCAGGGUGUGGAGGCGAGGAAGAGCCUUGAACCGUGAGGGGGCCGUUAACUCUAAGAUGUCCUUGAGCAGCGGAGCUUCCGGAGGGAAAGGAAUCGAUGCGAACCCGGUUGAGACGUACGACAGCGGGGAUGAAUGGGACAUUGGAGUAGGGAAUCUCAUCAUUGACCUGGACGCUGAUUUGGAGAAGGAUCAGCAGAAAUUGGAAAUGUCGGGCUCCAAAGAGGUGGGGCUCCCGGCGCCCAACGCGGUGGCUACCCUGCCCGAUAACAUCAAGUUUGUGAGCCCCGUGCCGGGCCCGCAGGCCAAGGAAGGCAAGUCCAAGUCGAAAAGGAGCAAGAGUGGCAAGGACAGUGGCAAGCCAACCCCAGGGACCUCCUUGUUCCCUCCCGCGGAGGGAGCUGGGGGCAAGAAGGAGACGCAAGGACGUUCUGGGGACAGCGUGAACUCUGGGGGCUUGGUGCCCGCCGUCACCUCCAAGGGCUCGGAGAAAUCGGCCAAGGCGUCGCGCAGCGUGGCCGGCUCCAAGAAGGAGAAGGAGGGCGGCUCAUCCAAAAGCAAGAAGGAAAGGAGUGAGGGCGCGGGGGCUCCGCCAGAGAAGGAGCCCAACGUACUGCAGCCCCUCGCCCUGGCUGUGAGGGUGGGACAGUAUGACGGGGGCCAGGGGACAGAACCUGCUGCUGCCGAGCAGCUUGGGAGUAUAGCUAUUGACACGGGAGCUGCGCUCAAUCCCUUGGGAGUUAAGUCGGAACUGGAGGACGGGGAAAGCGAGUGCCGGCAGCUGAAAAAGGUCAAAUCGGAGAAGAUGGAGUCUCCGGUCUCGACGCCCGCGGUGUUGCCCUUGCACCUCCUCGUCCCUGUGGUCAACAACGACAUCUCGUCGCCCUGUGAGCAGAUCAUGGUACGCACCCGCUCCGUGGGAGUGAAUACCUGUGAUGUGGCCCUGGCCACCGAGCCGGAGUGUCUGGGCCCUUGCGAGCCUGGGACCAGUGUGAACCUGGAAGGCAUCGUCUGGCAGGAGACGGAGGAUGGGAUGCUGGUAGUCAACGUGACCUGGAGGAACAAGACGUACGUGGGGACGCUGCUGGACUGCACGCAGCACGACUGGGCACCUCCCCGGUUCUGCGACUCUCCCACCAGCGACCUCGAGAUGCGCAACGGCCGGGGCCGGGGCAAGCGCAUGCGCCCCAACAGCAACACGCCCGUGAGCGAGGCCGCCGCCGCCUCGGACAGCAAAGGGACCAGCAACAGCAGCAAGACCCGGGCGGGAGCCAACAGCAAAGGACGCCGGGGAAGCCAGAACUCCUCGGACCACCGCACGCCUCCCAGCGGCAGCACCGAGGACGUGAAGGCCAGUCCCUCGUCCGUGACCAAGCGGAAGAGCAAGCCCCUCUCGGACAUGGAGCUGAACUCCAGCUCCGAGGACUCCAAGGGCAGCAAACGCAUCCGCACUAACUCGAUGGGCUCGGCGGCGGUGCCCCCGGCUACGGUGAAGGUGGAGCCGGCUGUCUUGGACCGAAACUGCCCCUCUCCCAUCCUCAUUGACUGCCCGCACCCCAACUGCAACAAGAAGUACAAGCACAUCAAUGGGCUCAAGUACCACCAGGCCCACGCGCACACGGACGACGACAGCAAGCUGGAGGCGGACGUGGACAGCGAGUACGGCGAGGAGCCCUCCCUGCACUCGGACGUGGGCAGCUGCAACGGUGCCGCCGCCUCGCAGAAGGGCUCGCUGUCGCCGGCUCGCUCGGCCACCCCCAAGGUCCGCUUGAUGGAGCCCCACAGCCCCUCUCCGUCCAGUAAGUUUAGCGCCAAGGUCCCCUGCAAGAAGAAGCUGGCGGGGGAAGGAGACACCGACCCCGGGGCCCUGUCCAAUGACGGCUCUGAGGACGGUCCUUCGGUGGCCGAUGAGACCAGCAACGAUGGCUUUGACUCCCUGGAGAAGAGGUGCGCAGAUAAGGACAAGUCCAAGAAGGCAUCUGCUGCUAAGCCGGAGAAGAUCCCUUCCAAAAGCUUGAAGUCUGCCAGACCCAUUGCCCCAGCCAUCCCUCCGCAGCCAAUUUACACCUUCCAGACGGCCACCUUCACUGCAGCCAGCCCCGGUUCCUCCGCGGGCCUCACCACCACCGUGGUGCAGACCAUGCCCAACAGCCCCCAGCUCAAGCCCAUCCAGCCAAAGCCCACGGUGAUGGGCGAACCCUUCGCAGUCAACCCUGCCCUGACCCCUUCCAAGGAGAAGAAGAAAAAGGACAAGAAGAAGAAGGAGCCCAAGGAAGCAGAAAACCCUUUGACUUCUGGGAAAGUCUGCAGGGUGGAGGAAGGUAAGAGCCCUUUCCGGGGCGAAUCCAGCGACCUCGGGACAAAAGGCGAGGGACUGUUGAACGGCUCGUCCGACCCACACCAGAGCCGCCUUGCCAGCAUCAAGGCCGAGGCGGAUAAAAUCUACAGCUUCACCGACAACGCGCCGAGCCCGUCCAUCGGCGGAGCCAGCAGGCUGGAGAGCGCCAACCCGGCGCAGCCCAUGACCCCGCUGCAUGUCGUGACCCAGAACGGCGCCGAGGCGAGCUCGGUGAAAACCAACAGCCCCGCUUACUCGGACAUCUCCGACGCCGGCGAGGACGGCGAGGGCAAGCUGGAAGGCAUGAAGGCAAAGGAUCCGGAGCAGCUGGUCAAGGAAGGGGCGAAGAAAGCUCUCUUCCCCCCGCAGCCCCAGAGCAAAGAGUCCCCUUACUACCAAGGCUUUGAAACCUACUAUUCCCCUGGCUACCCCCAGGCAAGCCCGGGGCCCUUGAACCCCAGCAGCCAGGCUGCGGCCGAGCCCCAGGCCUUGAAGCUGAAGAAGGAUGAGGAGCAGGAGAGCCCGGAGGUGAAGGUGAAGAGCGAGGGCUGUGAGGAGAAGAAGCCGGAGCUGGGCAGCUCCAGCCAGCAGCCCUCGGUGAUCCAGCAGCGCCCCAACAUGUACAUGCAGUCGCUCUACUACAACCAGUACGCCUACGUGCCCCCCUACGGCUACAACGAGCACGGCUACCCCGCGCCCCUCAUGAGCACCAACCCUGCCUAUCGGCAGGAGGCAGAGAGGGGCCCACAACAGCUGGAGCAGCAGCAGCAGCGAGGGCUGGAGAAGAAAGCGGAGCUGGGCCUCAAGGAGAGGGAGGCGGCGCUCAAAGAGGAGUGGAAGCAGAAGCCGCCCAUGCCCCCGACGCUCACCAAGGCGCCGAGCCUCACCGACCUCGUCAAGUCGGGGCUGAGCAAGGCCAAGGAGCAAGGAGGGGGGGACAUGGCUAAAUCGGUGAUCAUCCCCAAGCUGGAGGACUCGUCGAAGCUCUCGGGCAGCCAGGUAGCCGAAGGCCUCAAGGUGAAGCUGAGCGAGGCGAGUCACCUCGGGAAGGAGAGCGCCGAGACGAAGGCGGGCGCUGAGUGUGGCCGGCAAGCAGAGGUGGACCCUGUGCUCUGGUACAGACAGGAAGCGGAGCCCCGGAUGUGGACCUACGUCUACCCCGCAAAGUACUCGGACAUCAAGACAGAGGACGAGCGGUGGAAGGAGGAGAGGGAUCGGAAGUUGAAGGAAGAAAGAAGUCGGAGCAAAGAGGCUGUGUCCAAGGAGGACGGGAAGGAGAGCACCAGCUCCGAGUGCAAACUGACCCCCACCGAGGAGGCUCGCAUGGUGGGGAAGGACCCCAGGCCCAGUGUCCAUGUCCCCGUGUCGUCACCCCUCACGCAGCAUCAGUCCUACAUCCCCUACAUGCACGGCUACUCCUACAGCCAGUCGUACGACCCCAACCACCCCAGCUACCGGGCCAUGCCCACGGUCAUGAUGCAGAAUUACCCAGGGUCGUACCUGCCUUCCAGCUACUCCUUCUCCCCGUACGGGAGCAAGGCGUCCGGGAGCGAUGACAGCGACAAGUCCCGAGCCAGUCCCAGUGUGAGCUGUAAGUCCAGCUCGGAGUCCAAGGCCCUGGACAUCCUGCAGCAGCACGCCAGCCACUACAAGAGCAAAUCGCCCACGAUAAGCGAGAAGACGGCUCCGGAGCGGGAGCGCGGUGGCUGCGGGGUGGUGGGCGGCGGCGGCAGCUGCAGCGGCGUCGGCGGCGCAGGAGGUGGCCUCGGCUACUCGCUGCUGCCCGCGCAGUACAACCUGCCCUAUGCAACAGGUCUCUCCUCCACAGCCAUCGUUGCCAGCCAGCAGGGCUCCGCUCCCUCCCUAUACCCGCCGCCGCGGAGGUGA